CAGCGGUGCGCGGUGCAGGCCGACUAAGGCCGACCAGGCGGGUGGGCGCGAGCCGCGGUGCCGCGGUGUAGCGGGGAGGCGGCAGUUGCCAAGUAGGCGAGCUUGAGCGAGCUUGGGCAAGCUUGGGCUGUCAGCCGUUGGUCACUUGGCCGCAGUCUCCUCGCAAGGUGCGGUGCAGCGCGGUGCAGUUCCAGCAGAGACCCACGCAGCGCGCGCAGCCUCCAGCGCCUCCAGCACAGGCUCGACAGGGAAGGCCCAGCCAGGCCCAGCCCCCAGCCGAGCGGAUUCCCGCCCAAGAGUCGCCGCUUCGUCGCUCUGUCUCUCUCGCACCUACACUGGCCGUCCGGUGUGCCGCAGAGAAGCCGGGACAGUGAGGAUGCCGGUCUCCAGGGUGGGCGACGGCGGCCCCGCGGCCGCGGUGCCGUUCCAGGACCUCAUCAAGAAGAAGCGCGACGGCGAGAAGCUCACCGACGCCGACAUGAAGGCCGUCGUCGAGAAGGUGGUCAACAAGCAGGCCGAGGACGCGCAGAUCGGGGCCAUGCUCAUGGCCAUGUUCCUGAAGGGCCUGGACGCCGAGGAGACGGCCAGCCUCACGCGCUACAUGGUGGACACAGGUGACAAGAUGGACUGGUGCGCCGCCUCGCCCGAGUGGACGGAGCUCCUCGUGGACAAGCACUCGACGGGCGGGGUGGGCGACAAGGUGUCGCUGCCGCUGGCCCCCGCCCUCGCCGCCUGCGGUUUCAAGGUGCCGAUGAUGUCGGGCAGGGGGCUGGACUUCACCGGAGGGACCCUGGACAAGUUGGAGAGCAUCAGAGGCUUCACCGUGCAGCAGCCCGUGGAGGCCAUGCGCCGCGCCCUGGAGGACCCUGGCUGCUUCAUCGUGGGCCCCACCGCCAAGCUGGCCCCCGCCGACGGGGAGCUCUACAAGAGGCGCGACGUCACCGGGACGGUGGAUAACAUCCCGCUCAUAACGUCGUCGAUCGUGUCCAAGAAGGUGGCGGAGGGGACGCGCGCCCUGGUCAUGGACAUCAAGGUGGGGCGCGCCGCGCUCUUCAAGACGGUGGAGAGCGCCUCCGACCUGGCCAGGUCCAUCAUCGCCGUGGCCAAGCUGCUGGGCGUGCCGACGCGCGCCGUGCUCACGCGCAUGGACGUGCCGAUCGGGCGCGCCGUCGGCAACGCCCUGGAGGUGGCGGAGUCCAUCCGCUGCCUGCGCGGCCAGGGCCCGCAGGACCUCGAGGACCUGGUGUGCGCGCUGGGCGGCGAGCUGCUGGAGAUGCGCGGCGCGGCGGCCACGGCGGCCGAGUGCCGCGAGCGCGUGCGGGCGUCGCUGCGGGACGGCUCGGCGCUGGAGGCGUUCCGCCGCAUGCUGGUCCGGCAGGGCGUGAGCGAGGCCGACGCCCGCCGCGUGUGCGGGGCCGACGACGCCGACCUGUGGGCCGUGCUGCCGCGCGCGCCACACACCACGCCCGUGCGCGCCGCCGAGGCCGGCUUCGUCGCGGACAUCGAGGGACUCCCCGUGGCCAGGGCCUGCCAGCGGCUGGGGGCGGGCCGCGCCCGCGCGGACGACGUCCUGGACCUCAGCGUCGGCGUCGUCCUGGACGACGCGCUGCACGUCGGCGCCGAGGUGCGCGCCGGCGACGUCCUCAUGGUGGUUCACCACCGCCAGGACGCCGUCCCCGCCGACAUCCUCGCCAUGCUGCAGGGCGCAGUGCGCCUCCAAGGCGAGCCGCCCGUGGAGCAGCCGCGCGGCAGAGUCAUCACCACCUUGUCCUGAGGCUAUUUCGAUACCCGCCAACGGCGACCUCACUCUGCGGUUGGCACCUCGGCCAGAACACACCUUUCAUUUGCCAUGGCUGGCAAGUUGGAGCAAAGAACCAAGUCGGACGUCUGGGGUCUGGGAAGGUGCACUUGAAUGAAGUCAAUUGAUUUUUUUAAACUUAUAAUUAUUAUCACAAAGUUGAACAGGUACAUACAAAAAGUCACAACAAACAACAAUGCCACACAAAGUGCUAGAUUAUCUUAGUCUAGUUUAAUCUAGUAAAAUUAUAAGAUUUUGCUUUAGAGUCAUUAUUAUUAAAAAAUUGUGACACCUAAAAGUUACUGACACUGUGAAGUGAAAGGUAUUGCCUCCCAGAUUAGGGAUUUGUGAGGGACGUGCUAAUCUCAUGAUCGUAGAACAGCUGUGCAUCCAACAUACCAUCAAGUGAUUUGUGAGACUCUUCCUCAAAGUCCUUGUGAAGUUCUGUGAAAAGCAAAAAACAAAGGAAAGAAGUGAGAUACCUGGAGUUAGAUUUUUUUAUUUUUCUAGACUUUUUUUUAAAAUGAAUGUACUUACGAAAUUCACUUUCACUACCAGAGGAUUCCUCAUCUAUGUACUUCUGUAACUUCUGGUUUCUGAGCUCCACGUCAGGAGCCCCUUCGUCAUCAGAUAUUGUUGAGGAAAAUGUAUUACAGGACUGAUCAUAUUCCACCUCAUAUUCAUUCUAGUGAAGAAAUAAAAUAAAAUAGUAAACUUCUUAAUAAAAUAAAACAUAGUUUUAUCUUA
Molecule: messenger RNA, 2545 nt
Organism: Thrips palmi
Lineage: Eukaryota; Metazoa; Arthropoda; Insecta; Thysanoptera; Thripidae
Product: thymidine phosphorylase-like
Exons: 8
Coding region: 377-1774 (465 amino acids)
Biological process (GO): pyrimidine nucleoside metabolic process; pyrimidine nucleobase metabolic process
Cellular component (GO): cytosol
Molecular function (GO): pyrimidine-nucleoside phosphorylase activity; 1,4-alpha-oligoglucan phosphorylase activity
Source: RefSeq, a predicted model, not a curated record